CCAGUCAGGUAUCUGCUCUUGUCCCUUUGGAGCCCACAGGACAGGACACGGCAGGUGCUGCGGCUUGCCAGGGUGUCCCCAGGCUUUCCCUGUGCUCAGGGGUGUUACUCAUAACGCCCAUCAACCUAUUGCAUUUAAACUGGAGAAGGAAGUCCGUGAUGUGGUUGCUCAGCAUGGUGUGGGGUCUGCUGAACUUAUGCAGACACUCCAGAGGGUUGCUAAGGAUGUGCUGACGCCUCAUGACAUCUGUUCUGUGGCACAUUCUCUUUUUGACCCUGUGCAAUUUGAAGUUUUUGAGACCAAGUGGGCUCGUUUGGCAGCUGCCUCAGUGGUGCAGAAUGCUGCGCUGGGGCCGCAGGACCCCAGGCGUGUGGUUGUGGCUGAUAUGCUGUUGAGCACGGGACAUUAUGCCGAUGUUCGGGGGCAGGUUGGCUUCGAUCCCCUUGUUCUUGACCAGUGCCACAUGCUGGGCAUGGCGGCUAUUGUUCGGACCCUGGAAAUGGCUGUUCUGAAGCAGCUCUUUGCGACCAUUGUCCAGGGGGUUGAUGAGUCUUUCAUGAAAUUUGCAGUGAGGCUGACCGCAUCUGUGGAUAGGCAGGCGGAUGAUCCUGUGACAAGGAGGCUUGUGAUUGCAAACUUUGCAAGAUAUAAUUGCAAUGAUGAUUGUAAGAGGGUCAUAGAGGCUCUACCUGAUGAUCCUACUGUCUCCCAGAUGGCAGAAACCUGUGUGAACAUCACCCCUUUGGGUCGGAAGUUGGCUGCUGUGGCUACCGGUGUGCAGCCGGUCUGGGCAGUGCCGCAGGGCAGGCAGCCACAGCAGGGGAAUGUGCAGGCUGGCAAGAAGUGGGGGAAGAAGGCACAGAAGGUCAAAUUUCCCAUGUUUUUGUGUGGUCGGUGUGGAUGGCCAAAUCAUGUGACCAAUGCCUGCAAGGCGACUGCUCAUGUUAAUGACUAGGCUUUGCCGGGCUCGGGAAACGCAAAGCAGAGCAUGCAGGAGAGACAUGCCCAGACACAAGCUUCUCUCCAGACCCUGGAGCCGAUGGAGGUCUGCUUUGCUAGCUUGCAGCCAGCACCCGUGGAUCAGCAGUCCUCUGUUCACAGGACGGCUGACCGGUCACGUGGUGCAGGCAACUUUGGAUCCACUGGGUCGCCUCAAGUUCACUGGACCACCAUCCUGACCAAAGACCGUCCCAAGAUUCUGUGUACCCUGUUCAUCUCUGCAACGCCAU
Messenger RNA from Motacilla alba alba, 1229 nucleotides. RefSeq lists its product as uncharacterized. The transcript is spliced from 2 exons. Bases 197 to 955 code for a protein of 252 amino acids. Gene Ontology annotation, biological process: viral process. The record is from RefSeq and is a predicted model, not a curated record. Lineage: Eukaryota; Metazoa; Chordata; Aves; Passeriformes; Motacillidae.